GACGCCGUCUAUGUCAGCUGAUAGAUAAUAAUGUUUGAUUUUCUUUAAAUUUAUCGCUAAUACUUGUAUUAAAAGAAUAGUUUUAUUAGUGCCCAAUUAACUAGCAUAAUACCCCGAGAAAAUAUGAACAUUUCCGACAAUGAAGCUGACGACACAUCAAGCGUCGAAAGCACUUCAAACACAGACAACACAUCGCGUAGUGAGACUCCAACAAAUUCACGAGGGAAAAAGCGCAGAAGAGGAAAGAAGAAGACAACAAAACAAGUAAAACCUCCAUAUAAGUUUAAUUGUAGUGCAAAAGAAGACCAUGGAUUGCCCCUCUUUGGUUGCCAGUUCAACCACCACCUAGGCGAGGGGGAGCCUCAGAUCUUCGCGGUGGUGGGAAGCAACAGAGUAUCCAUAUAUGAGUGCCCCGAAUCUGGGGGCUUUAAUUUCCUUCAGUGCUAUGCUGAUCCUGACGUAGAUGAAAUUUUCUACACAUGUGCAUGGUCCUACGAACAGGACACAUUCCUGCCCCUUCUUGCAGUGGCCGGCUCCCGGGGCAUCGUGCGCAUAUUCCACCCGGCCACGCAAACCUGCAUCAAACACUACAUUGGCCAUGGACAUGCCAUCAAUGAAGUCAAAUUCCACCCGAGAGAUCCUAACUUAUUGCUGUCAGCCAGUAAAGACCAUGCUUUACGACUAUGGAAUAUUAUGACUGAUGUGUGUAUAGCCAUCUUCGGAGGAGUCGAAGGCCAUCGUGAUGAAGUGUUAAGUGCAGACUUUGACCUAAAGGGUGAAAGGAUUAUGUCUUGUGGAAUGGACCAUUCUCUGAAACUGUGGAGGCUGGAUAAGCCGUCAAUGAAUGAAGCUAUCAAACAGAGCUACAACUUUAAUCCGCAUAGAGCACUCAGGCCGUUCAACUCGCUGAAGGAACACUUUCCAGAUUUCUCUACGAGGGAUAUACAUAGGAAUUAUGUUGAUUGCGUGCGGUGGAUGGGGGAUCUUAUUUUGUCAAAGUCUUGUGAGAAUGCAAUCAUUUGUUGGAAGCCCGGGCGCUUAGAAGACACGGAGCUUCGCCCCGGAGACAACUCUGUCACCAUCGUUCACCGGUUUGACUACAAGGAAUGUGAGAUCUGGUUCAUCAGGUUUGCAGUCGAUUAUAGUCAAAGGGUGAUAGCGUUAGGCAACCAGUGCGGCAAGACCAUGGUGUGGGAGCUGGGCAGCGUGGCGGGCGGCUCGCGCGUGUCGCAGCUCGUGCACCCGCGCUGCACGGCCGCCGUGCGACAGGUAACUCUGUCCAGGAACGGUAAGGUGCUAUUGGCGUGUUGCGACGACGGUACCAUCUGGCGGUGGGACCGAGCCGGGAAAGACUGCUAGUCUUGGAAAUAUAACCAACUGAAAAUUCCAGGCGAAAAAAUUAACUUACUGUAUUUUUGUAACGAAAAUAAAAUACUGACUUUAAAAAACUUUGGACGGGACAAUGACAUCUAAAUUAUUCCGGAUCUGUUUUUAAUGGGCUUAAUAUAAAAGAGAUGGAAACAAAAUUGUUUUUUUAUCGAUUUUCCAGAUUGGUUAUAUUUUCAUGCUACUAGUCCACAAGGAUAGUCAUGUGAUUAAAUAUAGUAAUGAUAAUUUAGCUACGUUUUAAUGUAACUGCCAAGUAACGACUUACGAAAUAGAUUGAUUAUUGUUUAUUAUACGAUCUCUUCAUUAUUAUGAAGCAUUUAGUUAUAAUUUGUAUUUACAAUAUUGCGUUUUAUAAUGUUAUGUGAAUGGAUAUGAUGAUUUUAUUUUUGUAUUGUGUAACUAUGAUUUUCAAUAGGAAUUUGAAAAGGCUGAAAAGGAAUUAAGCUAAGCUUUUAAUCAUGUAAUUUAAAGUGAAAGUAACUUGUCCUUAAAGGGCUUAAAAUAAAUUUGACUAAAUAAAGACUGCCUUUAGUGAAAUUUAAA
This is a messenger RNA of Amyelois transitella, 1932 nucleotides long. It is a transcript of the gene escl, whose product is annotated as polycomb protein EED. The record is from RefSeq and is a predicted model, not a curated record. The transcript is spliced from 7 exons. Gene Ontology annotation, biological process: negative regulation of transcription by RNA polymerase II. Gene Ontology annotation, molecular function: nucleosome binding; protein binding. The coding region runs from base 124 to 1359 and encodes 411 amino acids. NCBI's taxonomy places the organism in Eukaryota, Metazoa, Arthropoda, Insecta, Lepidoptera, Pyralidae. Gene Ontology annotation, cellular component: ESC/E(Z) complex.